CAAUAUUACUAACAAAACACUAGCAAAAAAUUAAUUUUACUCUAAUAAUACUAACAAAACACCAUAACGAACCACAUAAUACAUGUCCAUAAACAAUCUCCAUCCCGCGACAACUCGCGAUAUCGCUAUCUAGUACUAUUUUAAACUGAAAAAACACCUACAUAUACGAACCACUCCAUAAUUCAGGGACUCGCUCUCUUACCAAACUUGGAAAUUAAAAAAAAAAACGCUCCUCCCAAUUGUCAUAAAAAAAUGGCUAGAGAAAACGGGGAGAAGACAACUGCAGCUGCCGGCGGGGAGAGUAAGAGUAGUGGCGAAACAGUAGAGAGCAGAGAAUGGUACAUGGCAGCCUAUUCACCACAAGGAAUCCCAACUUCCGACCACCUCAAGCUCCGCAAUGUCUCAAUUACCCUGAAUUCUCUCCCCGCCGGCCACGUCCUGGCUCAGACGCUCUGGCUCUCCGUCGACCCUUUCUUGCGCUCCAUGAUGAGCGGUACCGUCGACGGUCUCUACUUGCCCCAGGUCGACCUCGGCCAGGUUGUGAAGACGUUUGGAAUAGCCAAAGUUGUAAAAUCCGGCGACGAGAACUACAGAGAGGGUGAUGUUUUCCUUAAUCCGUUCCAACCGGUUGCGGAGUAUGCUGUACUUCCAGCAAACCCAGCUUUGCUCAGGAAGAUUGAUGUCACUGGCCAGAUCUCGCCUCUGGAUUAUUUGAGUUGCCUUGGGGUGGCUGGGUUUGCGGCGUGGUUGGGGAUUGUGUUGCUGGGAGACCCAAAACCAGGGACCAAUGUGUUCAUUUCAGCAGCAGGGGGAGGGGUUGGAAUGGUGGCUGGACAGCUGGCCAAACUCAGAGGCUGUGCAGUCAUUGGAAGCACCGGAUCUGAUCAAAAGGUUCAACUGAUCAAAGACGAAUUUGGAUACGACGACGCAUUCAACUACAACAAAGAAGCAGAUUUUGACGUUGCUCUGACCAAGUACUUCCCAAAUGGAAUCGAUUUGUAUCUCGAUAAUGUUGGAGGCACAAUGCUAGAAGCUGUUCUUAACCACGUUAAUUCACAUGCGAAAGUCAUCCUUUGUGGCAUGAUGUCUCAAUACAACAAGGGAUGGAAAGAGAGAGAAGGCGUGAGGAAUCUGCUGAACAUCGUGGGUAAAGAGGUGACGAUGAAAGGGUUCAUGGAGCUUUCAUAUAUGAACCAUUUUGGAGAUUUUUCAAAGGAGAUGGAAUGCCAUAUAGUCCAAGGCAAAAUCCGAACAAAGCACAAGAUUUACCAUGGGAUUGAAAGCUUCUUGGAGAGCUUGGAGUCUGUUUUCUUGAGUAUUAAUGAUGGCAAAGUUGUUCUUCAACUAGUUUAGUUCAUCGCAACUAAGAAUUUACACAAACUUUCGUUGCAUGCUUUUCAAAAUAAACAUUAUAGUACUAC
Molecule: messenger RNA, 1421 nt
Organism: Linum trigynum
Lineage: Eukaryota; Viridiplantae; Streptophyta; Magnoliopsida; Malpighiales; Linaceae
Source: the annotation of a GenBank genome assembly